Molecule: messenger RNA, 523 nt
Organism: Cyprinodon variegatus (sheepshead minnow)
Lineage: Eukaryota; Metazoa; Chordata; Actinopteri; Cyprinodontiformes; Cyprinodontidae
Product: growth arrest and DNA damage-inducible protein GADD45 gamma-like
Exons: 3
Biological process (GO): regulation of cell cycle
Cellular component (GO): nucleus; cytoplasm
Source: RefSeq, a predicted model, not a curated record
UCAGGGAAGCAAACACUCUUCUCCUCUUCGCUUUCUGAGCUCUUCUGUGUCAAACAAACCAUGAAGUCUCCUGGAAAGUCCAUGAGAGAAGCUCUUGUCUGUGCUCAGAGUGAGGACCGGCUCACCAUUGGGGUCUACGAGAGUGCUAAGAUCAUGACUGAAGACCCAGACAGUGUUUCCUUCUGUAUCCUGGCUAUGGACGAGCAGUUUGAGUGUGACAUCGCUCUGCAGAUCCACUUCACCCUCAUCCAGUCCUUCUGCUUCGACAACGACAUCAGCAUCGUCAGAGUCAGCGACAUGCAGCGUCUGGCCGACAUAGUCGGAGACAAGGCCGAGCAGCUGGAAGACACGCACUGCGUCCUCAUUACGAACCCAGCCGAUGGGUCUUGGGAGGACCCCACUCUGGAGAAGCUGCACCUGUUCUGUGAGGAGAGCCGGCGCCUGAACGACUGGGUCCCUGAGAUCAGCCUCCCAGAGCGCUGAGCCGGACUCUGCUCCUCACCUGCUCGAUUCCUACCUGGAA